GGCUUCGAUGGCGAACAGAAUUUAAGUUCUGUCGAAUGUUUCCAGCGCUGUGAGACUUCAUCCGUGCAUAAUCGACGACGGCAUCAUCACCUUCGUCUAACAGACGAUGGAGACGACGAUGGUCGUGUUUCUGUAGUAAUGGUUGAGGAGGAAGAGGAUGAAGACUUCACUUCAGAGGAACAACCACUACAAGUUCCAUCCACCUCACAAACUCUUCCAUCAGUCAUCAAGGAUCUUCGGCGAAACGAGAACCAUCUCCCUUCCAACGUCUUACAUCAUCAACGUCGUCGACGUGGAAGGAGCAAGAAUUUGCGUGGACGUCGGCCGUUACGGCACUGCAAGUCCAGGGAUGAUGAAGAUUUGGAGGAGUGGUUAGAAGAAGGACCGAGGAGUCUUCUAGCUCCCCGAUUGGCUGGUGGUGGAAUGUCUUUUCAUCAAACAGAAUUGGUUAGCAUCGUCGGUCAGAAUGUACCGAAUAUUGGCCAGCCUUCUAGCAGCUCUCAGAGGGUCACCCAUAGUGAUGAAGGAUCGAUAGAUUUACCGACAGUUACUACUGAGGGUCUCGACUCCACCGAGAGUCUGAUUGAAUCUCUCACUUUCCAGUCAACGGCUGGUAGUGCCGGUGAUUUGGGUCAAGAUACUUCCUCGCCCGUUCCUCUUCCCUCUCCAUCUCAACCCCUCCUUUCGCCACUUCCUCCUCCUACACCCCCACCUCAUGCUGCUAGUUUGUCCACUUCAAUGGAUGCACCCCACGUGUCCGACGAGACUUUCGCCGAUUGGCAAUGGCUCCCCGCCACAUCACUUAUUGCCCAUGAAGGAGGGGUCGGAGUUGGUGUUAUACCCCUCUAUUAA
Molecule: messenger RNA, 852 nt
Organism: Rodentolepis nana
Lineage: Eukaryota; Metazoa; Platyhelminthes; Cestoda; Cyclophyllidea; Hymenolepididae
Source: the annotation of a GenBank genome assembly